CGGACACUAUUGCCAUCUCCAUUAUCAGGACUGACUGCUCAGCGACAUUAUGAUCAUUGUAUAUCGGCUCCCAAUGCCGACCUUCUUGAGUUAGCGAUCGGGCUCACCCCUCCCUUCAGGAGGGUGACCAUCGCCUUCGCAUGACGACCAGCGUCUCCAUCGCCUCGUCAUUAUACUCGUUCGCUAUGCCACCACCAUUAUGUGUGACAUCCCGGGAUCCCUGCGAGUUUCUUGGAUACCGAAUGUCUUCUUCGAUGUAGGAAGAUCGGUAGGACCACAGACCAGGGACGGACUAAGAAGAGCUAGGGAAUCUCGAUGCAGAUAAACCUGUUCAUCCUUGCGAUGUCGGCGGACACCGAACGUCUCCUCGAAGUAGGGACGCCGGUGGGACCAGGGACCAAGGACGAACGAAGCACCAGGGAAUCUCGAUGCAGAUAAACCUGUUCCUCAUUGAGAUGUCGGCGGAUACCGGACGUCUCCUCGAAGUAGGAACGCCGGUAGGACCAGGGACCAAUGACGAACGAAGAGUAUGGAUUGCCUCCACCAAAAAAAAAAAAAAAAAAAAAAAGAAAAAAAAAAAUGGGGAGAAGAGGAGAGGAGCUCCUAUGUAGAAGGGAAUCUUGCCCGGGUGUGCCAGAUCUUCUCCAACCGCCGAAGACGAACGCCUCUCGGUGUAGAGGUUAGUAGAGACGCGGAGGGGGCUAGACGAACCAAGGGAGCCUGCCAAGAUAAACCUGUUUAUCCCACAAAUGACCAUGGAUCGAUGGACGUGGGGUAACAAAGUCGGGGACCCGUGAGGGUAGACCUGUUCGUCCCUGCGAGUCCUUGGGUACCGAACGUCCUCUUCGAAGCAAGAGACGUCGGUAAGGCUAAAAGGACCACGGACGAACGAAAAAAGGGGGGAAUCUCGAUGUAGAUAAACCUGUUCAUCCUUGCGAUGUCGGCGGACACCGAACGUCUCCUCGAAGUAGGGACGCCGGUGGGACCAGGGACCAAGGACGAACGAAGACUAAAAGACUCCAAAAAAAAAAAAAAAAAAAAAAAAAAAAAGAUGCCAGAAGAGCACGGAGCAAAGAAUGAUUUUAUCCCUCGGCGCUAUUGGCUGGGAAGUACAAACUGAAAAACAUAUGUAAAGAAUAAUUACAAAACUUAAGUACGAAGAAUGAAGUGGCCGACGACGAUCGGCUAACAUCAGGUUUUCUUUUGCCUUGGACGACGAAUACCAGCUCCCCAGAUCAGACGGAGGAACAUCGCCCAGAUUUAUUUCAGGCUCACCAUUCCUUCCUGGAUGGAGUCCUGGCAGACGAUCGGCUUCUCACAGCCAAUCAGGAUAGAGACUUGACACAUCACCAGCACGGCCGAGGGCCGCGAGACGAUUACCACCCACGAUUUAUCACUAUUUUUAUGCAUCACGAUCGGCCCCUCAGCGCCAUCGUGUCCAGACUCACGGUUCGGCUCGCCCAUUCCUUCCAGGAUGGCGACGACCGUCUUAUACAGCACGAUCGGCUUCUCAGCGCCAUCGUGUCUCUUUCACGUUCGGAUCGCCCCAUUCCCUCCAGGAUGGCGACGAACGACUUAUGCAGUGCGAUCGGCCCCUCGGCGCCAUCGUACCUGAUUUCACGGUUCGGCUCGCCCAUUCCUUCCAGGAUGGCGACGACCGUCUUAUACAGCACGAUCGGCUUCUCAGCGCCAUCGUGUCUCUUUCACGUUCGGAUCGCCCCAUUCCCUCCAGGAUGGCGACGAACGUCUUAUGCAGUGCGAUCGGCCCCUCGGCGCCAUCGUACUUGGCUUCACGGUUCGGCUCGCCCAUUCCCUCCAGGAUGGCGACGACCGUCUUAUGCAGCACGAUCGGCUUCUCAGCGCCAUCGUGUCUCUUUCACGUUCGGAUCGCCCAUUCCUUCCAGGAUGGCGACGACCGUCUUAUGCGGUACGAUCGGCCCCUCAGCGCCAUCGUACCGAGCUCACGUUCAGUUCGUCCAUCCCUUCCAGGGUGGCGACGAACGUCUUAUGCAUCACGAUCGGCUUCUCAGCGCCAUCGUGUCUCUUUCACGUUCGGAUCGCCCCAUUCCCUCCAGGAUGGCGACAAACGUCUUAUGCAGUGCGAUCGGCCCCUCGGCGCCAUCGUACAUGGCUUCACGGUUCGGCUCGCCCAUUCCCUCCAGGAUGGCGACGACCGUCUUAUGCAGCACGAUCGGCUUCUCAGCGCCAUCGUGUCUCUUUCACGUUCGGAUCGCCCCAUUCCCUCCAGGAUGGCGACGAACGUCUUAUGCAGUGCGAUCGGCCCCUCGGCGCCAUCGUACUUGGCUUCACGUUCGGAUCGCCCCAUUCCCUCCAGGAUGGCGACGAA
Messenger RNA from Cuscuta epithymum, 2347 nucleotides. Lineage: Eukaryota; Viridiplantae; Streptophyta; Magnoliopsida; Solanales; Convolvulaceae. The record is from the annotation of a GenBank genome assembly.